GCAAAGGGGUGGCGCGUAAGUGGGGAAGACUUUCCAGAGAGACUGGUCCAAAGUGGAGACAGAACCCCCCCUAGUCUCCACUUCCACGGCUAACCAACCUUCACAAAGUAGUUCGACUUCCAUUCUUUCUUUUGGACCAUUUAUUGUUAACCUUUUGUCAUUGUAGCCUUUGCUUAAAAAGUAGUCGAAGUAAAAACCAAAAAAGUUAGGGAGAAACCGGUUUUCCCUGGUACUACACCACCGCUUUUGUUUGUGAAUGGUCUUUUAACUCUGACAGCACCAAUUGGCCCGGAGAAGUGAACGUUCCAACUGGCUCGCUCCUAGCAACCAAAGCACCUCAGAUGGACCUGAGAUAACCUCACCUAGCCAGUCUUUGUCCCGGUCUUCUUCUGGACCCUGAAGCCCGUCAGGAUGACAGAUCUCGCCGGGCUGAGCCCUGAGACGGCAGGGACCGGUGGGGCCGAGGUUGACGCCUGUAGUUUGGAGUUAGAGAGGAAGUAUGACAUCAUCCCCGCGGUCAUCUGCUCCAUGUGUUGCCUGUUUGGCAUCAUCUACUGCUUCUUUGGUUAUCGCUGUUUCAAGGCGGUCAUGUUCCUGUCUGGGCUGAUGUUUGGCUCCGUCAUCAUCUUCCUUCUGUGCCACAAGGAGCAUGUGCUGGACACGCAGCUCAGCGUGGAGGCCAGCGCAGGCAUCGGCCUUGGCAUCGGCCUGCUCUGUGGCCUGGUGACCAUGCUGGUGCGCAGUGUCGGCCUCUUCAUGACGGGCCUCCUUCUGGGCCUCCUCCUGGCUCUGGCGGCCCUGUUGGUUACUGAGCAGUUCUACACGCCCACCACGGUGUGGGUGCCCCUGGGGGUGCUGCUGGGAUCAGGCAUGCUGUUCGCUGUGCUGACGCUGCAGUGGCAAAAGAUCUUCACUGUCAUCUCCACGGCGGUGUUUGGCGCCGCCAUCAUGACAGUGUGUGCUGACUAUUUUGUGGAGAUGCUGGCUUUGGCCACGCAUGUGUACGAGUGCUUGCGCCUCACUCCUGGACCGCCUCUGUGCUGGUACAGCUGGGUCAUUCUGGGCAUCUGGCCUGCCCUUAGCCUCAUCGGAGUCCUGGUGCAGUGGAAACUGACAGACAACAGCUUCUCACACACCGAGGUUGUUUUGAGCCGGCGUCAGAAGAGAGUGCAGCUGAUGCGCAUUAGAGAGAAGGACGCCAAGAAGCGACAGCAGGCAGGUGGGCAGGAAGGCACGUACCGCCGUAAACCCACCCCAGUGAAACGUUACGCUGGGGACCUUCUGGCACCGAGCUAUCUACAAAGUCUACGGGACAGACAAAUGGGCACCGGCACUUCCCUUAGCAGCCAGAGCACGGCCAACCAGACCAUGAUCGACUUGGACUGUGACACCAGCUCCACUGUGCCCCUCACAGCUACAACACCUGUCAUCAGGGUCUGAGCAGCAACAUUAAAACACAAAAAGGGACAUUCUGGUUCUGCAAUACCAUCAUAAAAAACAUGUGAGCCACUUCUUGCAGUGUGUUUUGUUUCCUAUCUUCAUGUGGUUAUGAAAGAGGGAUGCUGCUUUUUACUGGGAAGAAAGAACAUUUAAAAGCCACUAUGAAGACACUAGGUAACUAGGCACAAGGCCCUACAUUUCCUCCCAUCAUCUACAAGUAUUCCAUACAUAACGGAGCCUGGCUAUGUAUUUCCAUCAGGUAGUAAAAGCUGACAUGUACUGUACUUCAAAGUUAGCCACAUUACCAUUAAGUGUUGCGUUAUUACUGUGUGUCGUGAGAGUUUACCAGUAACGCAAAUGUUUGUUUGAGUGAAAUAGGAAAUAUGACAUGUCAAAGUUAAACAUUACAAUCAGUUGCAAGCAUGUAAUAGCUUUUUUUUAGCAGUACUCUGAUUCUGUGAAGAGUCUUAGUUGUGUGCGUGCGUGUGUGUGUGCGUGCGUGUGUCUUAUAAUUUAUUUGUCAUACAUCCAAGUACAUGGUAGUGAUGGAAAAAAUGGUAAUCGGUAGCUGUUUUAAAGUUGUCUUGCAUGUUGUUUGACUUUUGCUGGGACAAUUGGACUUCUUACCUGACUGUGUAAAUACCUGUUGAUAGAAUUGAA
Dunckerocampus dactyliophorus (ringed pipefish) is the source of this 2100-nucleotide messenger RNA. Its product is annotated as transmembrane protein 198-like. Gene Ontology annotation, cellular component: plasma membrane. The transcript has 5 exons. NCBI's taxonomy places the organism in Eukaryota, Metazoa, Chordata, Actinopteri, Syngnathiformes, Syngnathidae. Bases 412 to 1440 code for a protein of 342 amino acids. The record is from RefSeq and is a predicted model, not a curated record.